This is a messenger RNA of Closterium sp. Yama58-4, 919 nucleotides long. The record is from the annotation of a GenBank genome assembly. NCBI's taxonomy places the organism in Eukaryota, Viridiplantae, Streptophyta, Zygnematophyceae, Desmidiales, Closteriaceae.
AUGCCCUCAGACAUGACGUUUGAUGAAAAUUCCGGCAACUACUUUCCCACGCUGCACAUGAACGAGUUCUGGCUGCUGCGGGACAAGCUCAUUCAGCUCAACAGCACCGUCUCCAAAGUCCCACUCUCCCUCGUGGUGGAGACGCUGCCGCUGUGGCGCUGGCAGAUCUACCUCUCCAUGGACCAGUCCUUCAAGCUGCAGCAGCAGUUCGGCACCGCCAUGGAGUCAGAAUCAGAUGAGCUCAAGAGGGUGUUCCUGGAGGGCAAUCCCAUUCUGCUGGGAAUCACGGUGGUGGUGUCCAUCCUGCACUCCGUCUUUGACUUCUUCGCCUUCAAAAACGACAUUGCGUUCUGGAACCAGAACAAGUCAAUGGAGGGUCUAUCAGCGCGGUCAGUGGUGAUCAACUUCGUGUGCCAGCUGAUCAUCUUCCUGUACCUGCUGGACAACAACACGUCGUGGCUCAUCCUCAUCUCCUCCGCCAUCUCCUGUGGGAUCGAGUUCUGGAAGAUCGGCAAGGCCAUGCACGUCGAGAUUGAUCGUUCGGGUAGCAUUCCCUGGGUGAGGUUCAGGGAUCGCGAGUCGUACGCGCGCAACAAGACGAAAGAAUAUGAUGCCAUCGCUAUGCGCUACUUCUCCUAUGCACUCUACCCGCUCGUUGCUGGUUACGCCGUGUACUCGCUCAUAUACGAGACGCACAAGAGCUGGUACUCCUGGGUUCUCAACUCGCUCACUGGCUGCGUCUACACCUUUGGCUUCAUCAUGAUGUGUCCGCAGCUGUUCAUCAAUUACAAGCUCAAGUCGGUGGCACACCUGCCGUGGAGGCAGAUGACGUACAAAUUCCUCAACACCAUCGUGGACGACCUCUUUGCCUUUGUCAUCAAGAUGCCCACGCUGCACCGACUCUCCGUCUUCAGAGAUG